Molecule: messenger RNA, 204 nt
Organism: Histoplasma mississippiense
Lineage: Eukaryota; Fungi; Ascomycota; Eurotiomycetes; Onygenales; Ajellomycetaceae
Exons: 4
Coding region: 1-204 (67 amino acids)
Source: RefSeq, a predicted model, not a curated record
AUGUCGUCAAGGACUGGCUUUUUACUGCUUUCAGCAUCAAAGACCAGGAUGUUCGACGACCCCUUGGAGCGCGGGAGUGGUAUCGGAAGCAACUACGCUGGUGCUGGAUGUGACCACGAACAACGAGGCACUGGUGAUGAGGUAGUUGGGAAGAACGGCUCUCGGGGUGGUUGUGGUGAUGGGGUAGUUGAGAGAUGUGGAUGA